AUGACUUGUAGUCCAGAAGACAAUGGCCACUGCACUUCAUUGUAUUCAGGAUUAGGCAAAUUUGAACCAACAUUAACCGCAUUUAGAAGACUUCAUCCAUCUGCAGAGUUUUUUAUGUGGGUAUUCUCAAUUCUGUCCGGCAUUUACAUCAUUUUCUGGGCAAUCCAAUCACUUGCAAACUCACACAGGUACAAGGGCAGCACAAACAGCAAUAAUUUAAGGAACAAGCUAAUCAGAUGCAUAAUACACCAAAAGAUAUUUGAAACAGAAGAAGAAGCCCAAAAGGCUGUAGAGGCCUCUAAGCUCAUAAGUUAUACGUGCUUAAAGAGCACAGCAGAUGAUACCCAGCAAUUACUUGAAGACUCUGAGCCAACACCAUCUGAUCAGACAACAGCACUUAGCGAAUCAACAAUAUCCAAAGAACCAACACCAUCUGAUCAGACAACAGCACUCGACGAAUCAAUAACACUUGACCAUACAACAAUAUCUGACGAACUAACAAUAUCCAGUGAAUCAAUAACAUCUGAUCAGACAACAAAACCUUCUAUGCACUUUAAAAACCUUAAAGAUGCUUCUAAAACAAUCCUAAGAAUGAAAAAAAGUAAAUCAAUAAAAUUAAAGAAUAGGUUCAACCCAAAUAAGGCAGUCAAAUACAACUUUACAUCUGAUGAAAUCACGAUGAUUUCUGAUGAACUUGACAAACUGUAUGAGGUAGACUUAUGGCUAUACAAUAAGAUAUAUGCUAUACCUGCCUUUAUAAAUGCGCUUAUACAUAAAGUAGGAGUGGCCUGUAUAAUCAUGACACUUUUUAUUUUCUCUUAUUAUAUACUGCCAAUAUGGCUUAUACGCACGGGGAUAUACGUAGAGAUGAAUAAAACAUCAUUAUUUUCAGAAAAUAACUAGAUAAAGCACUUGCUAAAUCAAAUGAGAUAGAAAGACUGGGAAGGAAUGUAAUUCAUAAAAAGUUACCAGAUAAAACAAUAUAUCCAUUAGAACAAGAAUUCAAUAACCGCAGAAGAGCGUAUAACAAUCUAUUAAAAGUAUGCCAAAAUAAAGCCGUACGAACAGAUGAUUGUGCAAAUGACUAUGUUUGCUAUUGUAAUAGGGAAAUUAGUUAAUUUAUGUAUUUAAAUAAUGCAUGAAGCGUAUUACACACAGAAUUAUUUAAAGU
Molecule: messenger RNA, 1171 nt
Organism: Nematocida parisii ERTm1
Lineage: Eukaryota; Fungi; Microsporidia
Exons: 1
Coding region: 1-903 (300 amino acids)
Source: RefSeq, a predicted model, not a curated record